GCGGGGCUAGCUUACUUCGAAUUUAGUUUGUCAGAGGGUGCGCACCACUCUGCACGCCAGUCACCCGUCAUCCACUAUUUAACUAGUUUGAAUAUUACGAACCCCUCAGAACAGUGGAAGUCUUUAGGGCGAUUUUUGCACUCGAACCGACUACGAAGUGGUAUUUAGUGUCAAGCGGUAAACAAAUGUGAGACCGAAGUUACUUGCUAGAGAUUACAAGGACAAUCUAUUGCAGUGGACAAAAUCAAUUAAGGGUGAAUAAAUCAAUGAACAGAUCAAAUAACCGGUACUACCAGCAGAAUCAACCAAAUUUACCAGAUACAGGAUCACAAUCUUCCACAAUGUCUUCCCAAAGGUUCUGCCUAAGAUGGAACAAUCAUCAAUCCAAUCUCCUAUCAGUAUUCGAUCAGCUUUUACAAGAUGAGAGUUUUGUUGAUGUUACACUGGCGGUGGACGGUCAGUUUAUUAGAGCACACAAGAUAGUACUGUCGGCAUGUAGCCCAUACUUUCAAUCUUUAUUCAUAAACCAUCAGGAGAAACACCCCAUAGUCAUUCUGAAAGAUGUCCCAUUAUCCGAUAUGAAAUCGUUACUCGAUUUCAUGUACAAAGGAGAAGUCAGUGUCGAUCAAGACCGUUUGACGGCUUUUUUGAGAGUCGCAGAAAAUUUGAGGAUAAAAGGUUUGACGGAAGUAAAUGAAGAAAAAUGUGAUAAUAUAGCUUCAUCCUUGACACAAAAUAAUUACUAUGUACCGAACUUGAAUAGGCUGCCUCAUGUUAAAAGAAUGGGAAGUAAUCUUAAUAUGUUGGGAAACGCUUUGUUACAACCGAAAAGGAAAAGAGGGAGACCUAGAAAAUUGUCUGGCAGUUCUAACCCCGGCGACGAAUAUAACGAUAGUUUAGUACAAGGCAGCCCCGAACACUUGGAAGUCAAAAUGGGUAUGGACGGAUUUGCGGAAAACAACUCAGAUUCAAGCAGUGGCAAAGUGGAGAAGGAUAACGACUAUGAGGACUCAAAGAUCAAAUCUGAACAAGAACCUGUUGCUGGAACAUCCAAAGAUGAGAGUAGAGAUGCUUCGAAAAGUCCAGAAAAUGAUUACCAGUCCUAUGAUUCCCCUAUUACGCAAAGUUUACUGACUCCAAAAAUAGAAGUUUCCGAGACAAUAUUACAGGAUCCCGAUGUGAAUCGCAACAGUGCAACGGAAAAUCUCAAUAAUACAAGUGCCAAUACGAGUCCUUCGACUAGCGGAAGAGCGACAUUGCUGAACGCGAUGAGCGCCCCAACUUCAAAACAACCUGUCAAAAGAAGGGUGAGGAGAAGGGCCAACUCGCAGAGUCAAGAUCCAGCUGAACAGUUAACAGAGAUGUCGGUUAGGGGUUUAAACUUGUUUCGGUAUGCCUCGAUAAACGAAGGAAUCUACCACUGUACAGAAUGCGCGAAAGUUGACAUUCAAAAAACAUUCAAAAACAAGUAUAGUUUCCAGAGGCAUGCUUUCUUAUAUCACGAAGGUCAUCAAAGGAAAGUGUUCCCAUGUCCCGUGUGCCAGAAGGAAUUCUCCAGGCCCGAUAAAAUGAAGAACCACAUGAAAACGGUCCACGAUUGCUUCAUGCCGAAAGAAGUGGUGUUCCCUCCCAUGGGCUACUUCCCCAUACCGUGAACACUGAUCCUUUGUGGUGAUAAUUGUAAAUAAGCGACACAAACAGGGCUGAAUAUGGUGCCAGAUGAAUCGAGAGAUUCAUUUACCCUUUCUGGUUGGAGUGAAUUUGUUUUGAAAGCAAUAUUUUUUUUGUGUUACAAAUUAACAGUUUAGGUAUAAGUCGGAUCGGAAUUGAAAACAUGUCUCUAUUUUCGGGAUUGAUUUCAUACUUGGUGCUAACUUUUUGUUAUCGAUUGAACUAAGUUUAACCUAUUGCAACAGAUGCCAGAUUGCUAUCGUUUUUUGAUCAUACAAGUAAGUAGAUUUGAAUUUUUCAAUUCAAUAUUUGAAAACGAACAUUCUGCGUAUGAUGUAAUAUUCACUAAAGUACAACAUGAAGCUAGAACUAGGUAAAUAUGAAAAUGUGAUUGACCUCAAAAAUAGGCUCUUGAAAGGUUAUUUGUUAAAAUAACCGAACAAACCUUUCGACUGCUCUGCAGUAAGAUCCCAUUUAAUGGGUUUAUAUAUACAUAUAUAUAUAUAUUUAUGAAUAUUUUAAUAUUAACGUACUAGUUUUUGUUUGUUAUAUAAAUUUUAUUUUAGUUUUCUGGUUUGGAUAGAGGUAGGGGUACUGCAAAUAUUUUUAGUUUUAAUUAUAUUACACCCAUUGUUCAUAACAAACUAUUAAUAAGUAUAUUUAGAGAAAUCAUACAUAUUUAAAAGUUGACUGCACCAGAAAUAGACAAUAACUAUGAAUAUAAAUAUUUAUAUUACAUAAACAAUUUAUAUAAGCCGUUUGAGCACAAUUUAAUAUUAGUUGAAAAUAAUGAGUAUAGGUGUCGGGACCGAAAAACAAUAUUUACAACUUUAUCGGGAGUUUAUAUGUACAUUUUUUUGCUCCCAUCUUAAAAUUUAUAUUUACAUUCUUUGAUUCACGUACUAAUAUUGCUUGUUAUAAUUUAAAUUUAUCUCUACUGUAUUCUUAUGCAUAUAAAAUUUUAUUUUCAAUGAAAUAUAUUACUUCAUUACUUCAAAUUUUCUCAGAAAUUUGCAAUAUUGAGCUUUAAAUACAUAGUUUUUAAUAUUUUUUGAAAUUGAUAUUUAUUUCAAAUUUAUAUUCAGAGUGCGUUUUCUCCUUUGUUUGAAAAUAUUUUCAGUUCAUUGUUGAUUAUUUCAUUUCGAUUAUUGUUAUGACUUUUCACUUUGCUUAAUUUUUUUUGGUUUGAUGUUGGUUACAUGAAACCAAAAAAAUUAAGGUGGAAGAAAUAAAUUUUUGGUGUUGUGUUCUCACUAUCUGUAAAACAAUCGAUUUCUAUUUUCAAUAUGAAAAUUGUGAAAAGUAACAGCAUAAUAUUUUUUUGAGAUAAAUUUGUUAUAUUUUGAAUUAUUCUAUUUAUGUUGGAAAAUUCAUCAUUUUUGAAUUGUUUCUUUUCUAUCUAAAAUUCUGAAAAAUUAAGAAUAUUAUUCUAUUUCUCCCAUGAGAAAUAAAGAUAGAAAGGUAUCUUUUAAUUAUAUAUUAUUUAAGGGCUAGAUUAUUAAAAUUGUUUCUGAAAUAUAAAAAUUUUCUUGAAAUUCAUGCUGUUACUAUUUGUAACUUCAUACUUCGUAACUACAAGAACUUACUUUGCAAUAGAUUAAACAACAGUGUGAUAGUUUUAUUUUUUUUUUUUUUAGUUUUUCGUUUGUUAGGCCAAGGCCAGUUAUCAAAGUUCUUCCUUGUAAGAUUGUUUAAGUAGCAAAUGUUGGUUACAAACAAUCUUCUAUAUAAAUUAUUUAAGUGCAAUUAAUAUAGAUUUUUAUAUUAUAUACUAACAUGUUAAUGUAUACAUAUAAUUCAGAAUAUAUCUCGCAAAUUUGGAAAUUUGCACGUUGUUAUUAGGUUCAGAUGAGGUGUUUUUCGACUGAUCAUAUUGCACAAAAACAUAUCCAAAGACUAAACGCAACAAUACAUAAGUUGUAUUUUAAUUCAAUUUGUAAAAACAUUUAAAUACAGAAUUGGGAUUUAUUUUUAGCAUGAAAUUUUCGGAAUUAUUUGUCUGAUAGAAUUUCUUUUGUCAAAUCGAAUAAAUUUUUUAAUUAUUUAAUUUUCAAAAUGUAUAUUUUAUCUGUAACUACUAUGAUCAGUCUUCAGCUUUGGAUAUGCCAGUAUCACUUUCCCAAUUAAUUGUUUUCAUUAUUGUCUUUUCUUUGUUACAUAAAAUAAUGAAUCGUCUGUAGAUUUAUUUAAUUUUAUAUGGUAACUGAGGUGUUUGGCGACAAUGAAUCAUUGAAAAAACAUGGAUAGCCCUAAUUUGUAAUUAAUGAAAUGCUUUAAUUUUCUUGCAUAUGUUAAACCAUUAUUUUGAAUAUAUUUCAUUUUGUUGAUAGUUUUUAUUUUAAUUUAAUGUUACAAGCGCAUAAGUGCCUAAUGUAUUAUAGUUUAACUGUAAAUUUUCUAUAAUUUCAGAAUUCUUAUAUAGAAACAAUUAUUUGUUUUAAUGUAAUUUUCUUUAUUAAUAAAUCUACCUCUGAAUUUAA
Molecule: messenger RNA, 4151 nt
Organism: Harmonia axyridis
Lineage: Eukaryota; Metazoa; Arthropoda; Insecta; Coleoptera; Coccinellidae
Gene: Ttk
Product: protein tramtrack, alpha isoform-like
Exons: 3
Coding region: 267-1655 (462 amino acids)
Biological process (GO): regulation of transcription by RNA polymerase II
Cellular component (GO): nucleus
Molecular function (GO): protein binding
Source: RefSeq, a predicted model, not a curated record